GACAUGGUACACUUUGGGCAUGCCAAUUCACUGCGUCAAGCCAAGGCCAUGGGUAACUACCUGAUGGUUGGAGUGCACAGUGAUGCAGAAGUCACUGAGCACAAGGGGCCACCUGUCUUCACAGAACAGGAGAGGUACAAGAUGGUGCGUGCCAUCAAGUGGGUGGAUGAGGUGGUGGAGGCGGCUCCGUACGUCACCACGCUGGAGACACUCGACAAGUACGAGUGCGACUUCUGCGUGCAUGGAGAUGACAUUACAAUGACUGCUGAGGGCGUGGACACGUACCACAUCGUCAAGGCCGCCAACCGAUACAAGGAGUGUCUGCGGACCAGAGGCGUGUCUACCACGGAUCUUGUGGGACGCAUGCUGCUCAUGACUCGCAGCCACUUCAAGACCGGUAAGGACGAGUACUCGGUGGACCUGCCGCCGGAAGCGUCGCUGGAGCAGGGCGCCACGGCCCACAGUCCCUGGACGGGCGUGACUCAGUUCUUGCCCACCACCCAGCAGCUGAUUCAGUUCUCCUCCGGCAAGGUGCCCAAGCCGGGCGACCGGGUGGUGUACGUGGCCGGGGCAUUCGACCUGUUCCACGUGGGUCACCUGGAUUUCCUGGAGAAGGCCGCGGCGCAGGGCGACUUCCUCAUCGUCGGACUUCAUACGGACCCAAUAGUCAACCGCUACAAGGGCUACAACUACCCGAUCAUGAACCUUCACGAGCGCACGCUGAGCGUGCUGGCGUGUCGGUACGUGGACGAGGUGGUGAUCGGUGCGCCGUACCCGGUCACGCCCGACCUCAUGGACCACUUCCGCGUGGACGUGGUGUGUCACGGCACCACGCCCAUCGCCGACGACGUCGAUGGCUCUGACCCGUAUGCUGAGCCGAAGCGCCGCUCCAAAUUCAAGCAGAUCGAGUCGGGCAACGACAUGACGACGCAGAAGAUCGUAGAGCGCAUCAUCGAGCACAGAAUGGAGUUCAUGGUGCGCAACAUGAAGAAGGAGAAGAAGGAGAUGGCCGCCUAUGAGGCCUACUCACGCGCCCAUAAGGAGGCGCAGUAGACACCAUUUACACGUACCUCGCCCUCACGUACCCACGAGCAGCCCCGGUAGACGCCACAUCAGGGGCGUCAGCUGCCCACGACGGGCCCCGCAUACACCUCGCCUUCUCGUGCUGACGACGAGCCGCCGCAGAUGUCACGUCUGAGACCUCGGGUUCAGACUGGGGUCACGCGCGAGGUCUUUGGCGUUAACCCGCGUCAACACUGGAGAGUGUGCGCCAGGGCUUGCGUGCCUCCCACCUUCACCAGUCCGGCCUAACAAACUCCGAGUGUGAGGCGGACGGCGUCGGAGUGGCGCGUGGUGUUGGUGCGGAGCUAGCCCGGCCGGCCCCGUGGUUCACGUGAGGAGCCGAGCGCCCGGUAGGUGUUGGCGCGGAGCUAGCCCGGCCGGCACCGUGGCUCACGUGAGCGUGGUGUUGGUGCGGAACGAGCCCGGCCGGCCCCGUGGCUCACGUGAGGAACCGAGCGCCCGGUAGGGGGGAUCGGGGUGGGACAGGAACUGUUUGAAGCCAUGAUGCUGUGUGCUGGUUUUUCAGCGGGCGCUGCAGUCCGUUUGGGGCCAGCGCUGGGGUAGUCGGGGGUUGAAAACAGCGCUAGUCAGCUGUCGGCCCUCGCCCGGAAAUUACGGGCGGCGGGUGGAAUCGAGGAGCAAUAAUGGCCAGUGUGGUUGGAGUCGUCGAUAUGCUCUUAAUUUCUGAGACGAAACUCCAGCUGCGGUUUGUGGAGGGCGGCCGUGUGGGCGCUAUGCGUUGGUUCUAUUCAGUUCUGCGUGGUGUGCUCGUAAUUGCUUCCGCCUCCAAGCUUGGCGGACAUCACGCGGGUCGAAGUAAGUAUGCAUGUAGUUGAGUGUACUGCAGCAUCGGCACACAGUAUCCCAUUUUAAUCUGGCGAACUCAAGGAAUUCGUCCUCGCGCACUCCUAGUCACGUGAUACAUUUUCGUUGGGCAUGUCUCGGCUCACCCCCGCUCUGACGAACUUCGUGAGCGUGCCACCAGUGCAUGCACCACACAGAUGUAUGCGCCGCCGGCUGGUGUGCGCGGUGGGAACACCGGACAGAGCAUGGAGAAAUGGGCGAUGGACGCACCAACCAGCGGUGUUGCAUGCACUCGCGCUCCGUGCGUAGUGCGUGCAACAUAUGUAUAGGUGGUGUAGCGUGCGCUCGGGUUUGCCGGUCACUCAGUCCCUCGUAACGCACGCCAGUUCGCUGCGGUGUGUAUUGUAUCGUCCACGAACUGACCUUUCAGUUGUCCGUCACAAACUUAUGUACUGUUAAGGAGCUGGUGGGAGUGGGAGCUGGGCGCGUCCCACGGCGAUCCUGAUCUCGUUUGAUUCCUGUGCGGUAGCGGAUGGCUGGCCUUCGCGGCCGUCUUCAUUGGUUGCCACUUGACGCCCCGUGGCAGUGGCCAUGCUUGAACAGGCGUCUCUUGCCACCGGUCGUCUCCGGGUUAUCACCGGCAACGGCCGGUUAUCGUUGGUGUGCCGGAGUUCCACAGCAUCGAGCACGUGGUUAUUUUAUCAUCACCGUUGAUGAACUCUCGUUGCGGUGUCGCUACGUGUACCGCCUUACUUUUAAUGGUGGUGAGGUUUGCAGCACCCUACAUCGACUUCCGUAAUCAUGAAUGGCUCCUGGUUGGUCAGGAGGUCUUCGUUAAGUUCAGUGAUUCGUCGCUUCCCCACCGCUUAUUCCCGAUUGGCCAGUAGGGGUUGCUUCGCGAUUCACGCACGUUUAUCUUGUGAUUAUCCGAUGUGAAUAA
Messenger RNA from Pollicipes pollicipes, 2806 nucleotides. RefSeq names its product ethanolamine-phosphate cytidylyltransferase. The transcript is spliced from 9 exons. Gene Ontology annotation, cellular component: cytoplasm. The record is from RefSeq and is a predicted model, not a curated record. Gene Ontology annotation, biological process: phosphatidylethanolamine biosynthetic process. NCBI's taxonomy places the organism in Eukaryota, Metazoa, Arthropoda, Thecostraca, Pollicipedomorpha, Pollicipedidae. Bases 4 to 1053 code for a protein of 349 amino acids. Gene Ontology annotation, molecular function: ethanolamine-phosphate cytidylyltransferase activity.